GUGGAAGAAAUGAGGAGAACACAAAAGACACUCGAGGAAAAGUCAUCAGAGGACAUUUUAUCAGAGGAAAGGCUGGGAGAUGGUUUUUAUACAGAGGGGGAAGUUUUGGUGAAAUUCAGAAAGGAUGUGGAGAGGGUUCCACAUAGAGUCAGACAAAUGGAGAAGCCCCAAGAAGAAGAAGAAGAAGAAGAGGUAGUGGAAGUGAAUAUGCAGCCAUCCCAGCCAGAAGACAAGGACGAUUGGGUUGUGCUGCUGGACAGCCUCCCACACAAGACUCUUUAUAAGCCUCCAGUCAUGCCAGUCGACACCGCUCUGGUGCCUGUGGUCUCCACAAGAUUCUCUUUGGUGUUAGUAGACACGGUCGAGCAGAGAGCACCAGAGAGGGAAUGCAUAGAAGUGGAGGCCACACAGCAACAUCCUGAAAGGGGAUUGGUGGAAGGACGGAGACCGUGGCAAAUGCAGGAAGAUGAUUGGUUUAUGCUCUUGGACCUGGCUGAUCGUGUUUCUUCAGGUGUACCAACCACACCAGUUUCAGGCUUUGAACUUCAUAUCUCUCACGGAGCAAGAGCAAGUUCAGGUGUACGUAGAGGAAACCAUCUCUUCCAUGGUUAAAGUGAUGACAGUAGUGCAGAGAGAGGAGACCAGGGUGACUGUAGUGGAGGAGAUGGAGUUACAGGAAGACCAGAGCCAUCUGGAACAGAAACCGUCACAAUCACAGAGAGAGAUGGAAGAUGAGUGGUUUGUUCUGCUGGACAUUGUUCCCAGAGAACCAUCUGUGAUUCCGUCAGUAUCUGAGGAAUGUGUGUUUGUAUCAGCUUCUGUGGAAGAGCGUAUUCCGGUAUACCCCAAGGAAAGCAUCUCCUCUGUGGUUGAGUUGAUGACAGUAGAGCAGAGAGAGGAGAUAAGUGUGACUGUAAUGGAAGAGAAGCAAGGGGAGCGACGUCAAGAAGAAGUUAUUCUUCCACCACAGCCAUCAAGAGAGAUGGACGAUGACUGGUUUGUGCAACUGGAUGUCGUGCCCAGAGAACCAUCCUGUAUAGCACCAGUCGCUCCAGCAGAGCCAACACCGGUUUCUCCAGAUGUGAUCAGCCCUGUGGUUGAGGUAAAGGCUGAAAAGCAGAAGCCAGUGGUGGUCCUGGUGGAGGAGACGAGGCCACAACAGAAACGGGAAGUAGAGGAGUGGCAGCGACAACCAGAGGGAGAUGAUGAUUGGUUUACACUGUUUGCUGAUGUCCGUGAGGAGCCGAUCAUUGUACCACCAGUUGCUCUUGGUGAGCGUACUCCGGUAUAUCCAGAUUUAAGCCAGACCACCUCUGUGGUUGAUGUGACGACCAUAGAAAAAAUUAUGAAGAAGAGGGUGACUAUUGUUGAAGAGAGGUGGGGACAGCAAGAGGAGAUACUCCAGUCAGAGAUGAUCAUCUCAGAGCAGAGACCACCAGCAGAGAGAGAGGAGGGAGAUGGCUGGUUUGUUCUGUUGGAUGCCGUCCGUGAAGAACCUGCUGGGGUUCCACCAGUUUCUCUGGCUGUUAGCGAUAGGGUAUACCCAGAGGUUGUGCCAGCCAAACAUCUGACCAUUGAGCCUGAACCAAGAGUGUUUGUGGUGGAAGCAGUCAGAUCACUUUCUGAAGACGUUUCCCUGGAGGGUAAGGCAACACAACCACAGAGAGAGCUGGAUGAUGAUUGGUUUUUGCAGCUGGAUGUUGCCCCUAAAGUAGCAGCUGCACCAGUGGUGGUGAUUUACCCUGAUGUGAGCACCACAGCUAUUAUGGUGGUGAAGGAGACAGUGGAACAGAAACCACCAAAGACCGUGAGGAUCAUGGAAGAGACUGUUAAGAUGGAGGAGGGGCCUGUGGUAACACCUAAAGAAGUGGAUGAUGAUUGGUUUGUGCUUUGGGACCGCGCUCCCUCCAAGAUACUGACCACACCCAAGGCGUUUCACGUAGACAGAGAGGUUAUAGAGCUGGUACCCCGGAGAACAGUGGUUGUGGUGGAGGAAACUAGGAAACCACAUAGAGUGGUGGAGGGCAGACGUCAACCGGAGGUUGAACUGGUGAAAACACUGCCUCCCCAAGAGAGAGGGGAGGGUGAUGAUUGGUUCACGUUCUUUGAAGCCUCUCGUCAAGAGCCUGUGAAGAUGCCAACAGUUGCUGUGGUAACUAGACCUGCCCCUGUGGUUGACGUGAUGGUGACGAGCACAGAGCAGAGAACCCAGAAAAGGGUGACUGUAAUGGAGGAGAGGUGGAGAGAGGAGAGGACUCUGCAGCAGAGACUGCCUCAGAGACAGAGAGAGGUGGACGAUGACUGGUUUGUCCUGCUGGAUGCUGCCCCUAAAGAAUUAGUUGCUCUCCGUGAGCGUCUCCAGGACUAUACUGACAUUACUGUUGUCAAAGGUCCAGCCGCUCAGCCCAAACCCAGAGUGGUGGUUGCUGAGGAGAAGAGACCACUGUUUGAGAGGAGGGUUCUGGAGAAGAGACCAGCACAACCCCAAAGAGAUGUGGAUGACGAUUGGUUUGUGUUGCGGGAUAAAAAAUCGGGUGCAGUGGUGGCCACCCACAAGGCCGCCCGUCCGGUCAGCGCCCCAGUCUUCUCCCAGGCAGCCCUGAUGGAGGCAGGGAUCCCCAUGGCCCCCCUGGACCUCCAGCAGCCCCAGACCUCCACCCCCAUCAGGCUGCCAGCCCGCCAGGACGACAGGAAGCUAGAGGUCACCGUGGAGGCGGUGGACGAGGGCUCAGCCGAGGUCAAGUCUGAGCAGACGGACACUGAGGAGCCGGUGCAAAUGAGGAAGAAAAGAGCUAAGAGAACUGAGGGUGACUCAAUUUAUAUCAGACAUAGUCUUUUAAUGUUGGAGGACUUUGAUAAGCCCCAGGAGGAUCUCAUCAGGCAUCAUACUAGUAUCAGUGAGCUGAAGAGGAACUUCAUGGCGUCUGUCCCAGAGUCCCGGGGGCCCAGCGAAUGGGACAAGCGCCUGUCCACUCACUCCCCCCUCCGCAGCCUGGGCAUCAACGGACAGCCUUUGCUCGAUGCCGACGGGAGUGUGUGUAUUACUCCUAUAAGGGAAGAGUUGGACACUAAGGCAGCGCGACAACAGGACGAGUCCAGCAGCACUCCCCCUCUGGUGCAGACCCAGACAUUCACCAUCACAGACGUGUCCAAGUCCCUCCCUACUGACGUGUCUACUAAGGAUGUCCCUAUCGUUCAGACCCAGACGGUCACCUACGAGUCUGCAGAGGUGUCAGUUGACGGGACAGACGGGGGGAAAGAGGCCACAGCACUGAGCAGCAUCCAGACCAUUCCCUCAGAGAGCAGCAGGGAAACCAGUGGCACCUCUGUUACUACCACCACCACUCGCAUCUCCAAGGUGGUGAAAGGAGGAGUGUCAGAGACCAGAGUGGAGAAGAGGAUCGUCAUCACUGCUGACUCAGAGGAUGUCCAGGGAAGCGACGGUGGAGCAACAGCAAUGUGAUUCAGCUGAGCACAGUCAGGGAGCAGCCCUAUGGAUCUGAUGCUCAAGACACCAAAGGACUAACCUCCCUGUCCCAGAGCCACCCCCACCUCCUCAACCCACACUGACAUUGUGUCCUGACUGGUCCCCUCCAGAACCACCGUGGUUGCAUCUCCAAAUGGCACUACUUUUGACCAGAGACCUGGUUAAAAGUAGUGCACUAUAAAGGGAAUAUGGUGCCAUUUGGGAUGCACCCUGGUGUGUCCCUGCCCAGUGGGAUAUGAACAGGCCAGGGAGAAAGCCUAUUGUGUCCUCUCUUUCCAUACUGCUGUUCUGACUGUAUGGUGGCUUCAUGUUGGUCUAUUCCACUCAAACCUCAUAUUUCGCCCAAAUUACUAUUUUUUUGUUUUAUUGUAGUAGGAAAGAUGAACCUUUUCAGUUCUAAGAGCAUUUAGGUCAUUUGCUUUUAAAUGUUUAUUUACAACAUAUUUUUCUGUCGUUUGUAUUGCUACUACUGUAUCAUUGAGUUUAAGUGUGGACUCAGCGAUAUGACGGAGAUGCAGAAAGUAAACAGCGUAGUGGGUCAAUUUCAGCAAAACAACUAAGAGCGUUGAAGUGAGAGGCUCAACUUCUCCGCUGUUUUGGUGCCAUGGUUCCAACGCUGUGAAAAGAGUGAAGCGAACCCGUGCACAUGCGCAGAUACUGUGUGAGAGCAAAGUCUUGCAUCUCGCUCAUCUCAACAUCUGCAGGUGCUGGUCGAGGCAACGGCAUUUUACUGAGUCUCCCUUUAACAUGCUCAUUUUGAUAGAAAUGCACUGUUUUCAACUGAGCUUUAAGUAAUAACAUUAUCAGACUUUUUCAAUCAGAUUAAGAUGCUGGACAGAAACUAGAUGUAUUUUUGGAAAGGGAUAACUCCUUUGAGUUUGUUUACAUUUAUAAUUGAGGAAUAUUAUUUUUUUAUUGAAUAUUCAAAUUGAAAUUACAUACCUCACUUAAAAGUAUUGAACAAAGAUAUUGCAUACUCAAACAACCAUGCCUGUUUUGGAUUUGUUCUCUGCUCAGGUAAAAUAUCUCUUUCUUAACCAGCCAAGUUAACACGCGUAAUACUACUAGGUCAGGCCACGAUGACCCUCGUUAGAAACUUUGACGUGAUGACAACUGUUUUAAAAUGUUUACUCUAUUUUAUAGCAUUACUGCUUUUAUAGUAUUUGUACAAAAUUAGGUUUUUAAGUUAUUGAAGUUCAUAUCCUACUCAUUGGUAGCUUCUCAUAUCAAUAUUGUUUUUUUUUUUUACACCUUGAAUUUGGGAGUGCCCCCAUGUUUCCCAGUACGUAUUCAGCGUUGUUUUUCUUCUUUUAACGCACCAUUGACCUUUAGGACUGCCCCAUGCAGUCUGAUGUGAGAGCAAUGGAAAGUCCCACCGUGUUUUGUCCCUUAAAAUGAUUUUAGAUAGAAACGUGAUUGAUUUUCAAACCUGUUGUUGAUUUGAUGAAACAAUGCUUUAGUCUGUUUCUCAGGGUUUAUGUCUUUAUCAAUACUGCAAGACAAAACCCCUCUGUAUAUGAUUGUAUGAAGAAUGUUCAGUCUUAAUGUACAUUCUAGCCCUGCAGAUGGGUCCAAAUGAUACUCAGCUCUUAAACACAGUAGUACAUGUGCAAGAUGUAUUUAUCACUAUCAAAAGGCAGCUGUCCCAGUAUAUGUGGCUUUUCUUUCAUAUAGGGGCACAUAUUUUGUCCAUGUUCUACCAUCAUUUCUUUGUAGACUGUUUCAUGUGAUUCUUUUUAAAACACGAGUCUGUUUGCAGGCUUUUAGACACAGAA
Messenger RNA from Salmo salar (Atlantic salmon), 5262 nucleotides. The record is from RefSeq and is a predicted model, not a curated record. Lineage: Eukaryota; Metazoa; Chordata; Actinopteri; Salmoniformes; Salmonidae.